AUGAAUGAGUAUAAUGCUAUGCAUUGGUAUUCGUCGUUGCGUCUGUCCGAGGAAUCCAUGAAUAAUCUUUAUAACGACACCAGCGAAGAGCCCACAAUUGUCCCAAUAAGUGGAAAAACAAUCCUCUAUCUGGCUAAAUCAUUCUGUCGCGAUACAAAGCUGGUACGCAAGAUACCAUAUUUGGCGCAGGUGAAGGCGGAGUGUGGUAUAGCUAGAGACGUAGCCGAGAGUGCUAUAAAAUCACAUAUAUUUACUGAAAUAAAUCGGGUGCACGACAUACCGCGAAACUCAUACACCUCUCGCGAGCGUAUCGCUUUUAUCUCACCUGCUGAUGGCCCAUUACAAGAACACAUCAGGGAGAGAACAUCAAGUCCAUAA
Molecule: messenger RNA, 378 nt
Organism: Arctia plantaginis
Lineage: Eukaryota; Metazoa; Arthropoda; Insecta; Lepidoptera; Erebidae
Source: the annotation of a GenBank genome assembly